Amyelois transitella is the source of this 4505-nucleotide messenger RNA. Its product is annotated as erythroid differentiation-related factor 1. Bases 137 to 3790 code for a protein of 1217 amino acids. Gene Ontology annotation, biological process: positive regulation of DNA-templated transcription. Lineage: Eukaryota; Metazoa; Arthropoda; Insecta; Lepidoptera; Pyralidae. The transcript has 15 exons. The record is from RefSeq and is a predicted model, not a curated record.
GAUGCGGUAGGUUUGCCUUCGGAAUUGCGGAGAUUGUCGCGGAAUUUCUAUAUGAAUACGAAAUCCGUCUAAAGGAAAUAAGUGCCACAUGUGGAGAGCAUUUAUAUGUUUGACAAAACAAAAAUAAGGCAGAAAAAUGAAAAAUACUGAAAACAUGGAGGAAGUUGAAAAUGAGGAGGAGGAGUACAAAAGAUCUAAGGACCGUAGUCCAUCGCCGGGCGUCAAAUCAACGGCCGUGGUCAAAUACACAGCAUUUCAGAGCCCCGUGGGGUAUGCUCGGUUGCAAUGUAACACAGAUUUGAACCUUCCCCCGUCAAACUGGGGAGCUGCCAUAGACUCUUAUGGCUUGAAGCAAAUUUUGACCACCGGUACUGGUUUGUCUAGCUUCAGGAUGGCACACAUGUUCCCCGACAGCGUUGGCGAGGUGGAUGUCAUAUCGGGUGCGGAGUGUAUCAAGAAGCUGCUGAAAUUGCCCUACCAGCCGAAGGGGACAGUCAGCAUGAUGGUACAUAGAGUGGAAAACACUCUAUUGCUGGACGAUUUUGACGUGUAUGACUACCUGAUGAAGUCGGAGUGGUCCUGGCUUAAAGAGUUCUUCUACGAGAACAUAUUGAAGACAAUGUCUGAGAAGGAGCGGAUGAUGGUGACGGCAUGCAGCGCGCCGCACUCGGGGCUCACGCGCAGCUUCCUGUACCGCAGUGUGCUGCAGCCGCCGCCCACGCCGCACCCGCACCCGCCCACGCCCACCAUACAGCCCGGACCGUACCUCCCAGAGCCGGAAACGAAAUCGGACGAAGUACCAAAAGAGCAUAUGUACAUACGCAACGUUCUUUGGACUUUUGAGGACAUACACAUGCUGAUAGGCAGCGACCUGCCCAUCUUCGGGGACAAAGAUCGACCCUGCGUCAGCCUCCGACUCCGAGACGCAAGAGAUCCUAUAAACGUGUUAACAGGAAUCGAUUAUUGGUUGGACAAUCUUAUGUGUAACGUGCCUGAAGUGUUGAUGUGUUACCACCAUGACGGCAUAGUGCAAAAAUAUGAACCUAUGAAGACCGAAGACUUGCCUAACAUAGAAAAUUCGAGAUUCUCACCUAAAGUGGUGAGGAACGUGGCACAGAAUAUAUUGUCCUUUCUCAAAGCGAACGCGACUAAGGCCGGACACACGUAUUGGCUGUUCAAGGGGCCUGAAGAUGAAAUUGUAAAACUUUACGAUUUGUCAAGCCUGUGUCCUGAUAAUUUGGACAAUCCGUUCACUACGCCCGUCGCUAUGCUGUUAUACAGGGUGGCGAGGAACAUGCGCCUGACGAACAGGACGCGGCAUGUGAAACAGCUGUUGGAGCAUGUAAUUGAGCUGUUGAAGGUCGAAAGUCACCCGCAGAUAGUCGCGUCGUCACAUUACAUGCUUUCGGAUUUGUAUGUACCAGCCACGACUAAUCCGGCUUGUCCGAAUUUUAAAGAUGAAAGUUCAGACGAAGACAAAGAAGAUCCCGAUUUCGCGAAAUGCGCCGAGUUCAUGAAAGACUUAUCGAGCGAGCGAGACGGCACUUCGUCCGGGAACACGUGCGAAAAGGACAACAAUACUGACAAAGAUUGCUACAGAUCCGAACAGAAUAGUGCCAAAGAAGUGAUAGUUAGUGAAAGUGGGGAUGUUAAAGGGGGUGGUGGGGGUGAUAUUGCGAGUGGGGGUAAAGUCAGUGAAAGUGAGGGGGAUGUAGAUGGCAAUAAGUUGGCCGUGUUGACAAGAGGUUUAGCUCUGAGUAACAUCGGAGACCGGAUGAAGAAUAAAAAGGGGGACGAGAAAAACCCGGAUUCUAGUCACAAGUUGGGCUCGGACGCCGCCGAGAGGUGCGGCAUAGCGCUCUCGCACGCGCUCAGGGGAUUACUGUCGCUACACAACGUCACUAUGAGACGGUGCCAGGAAGAAGAGCGCGAACGACUUCGCCAACAGAUCAUAAUGGAGGAGCAACAUCCAAAAAUGGCGAACCCGUCCGAACCAAUCAAAAUGGACUACGAGCCGAUCAAGAAGGAGGCGCAGAACACGCGCGGGCGCAGGCGGAAGCGCGAGAGGCGGAACACUGAGAAAUCUCCGAACUGCUUGAUUGAAUCCGCGCCGGGCAUAGACAAGAAUGCGAUCUUAAUCCGAAAAGAGAACAAUUCUUACCCGACCUGGCAAGAGCCGAAUAGGGAUGACAAUUUCGCGUGGAAAUUACAUUUGAAAACUUUGUUGUAUGAGAAAAUAUGUUUGGCGUACGCAACCCUAGCUGAGUUCUCGUAUGCCAAUGAGCAGUACGGUUUCUCACUCAAAUAUAUCGACAUGGCCAGCAAAUGUCAGAAGUUAUUGUCGAAUAUGAUUAUUAAAAGUAGGGUAGUUCACGUUAGCUGCUUGUUGGGCCGGGUGGGCGAUAACUUUUUUCAGUUGAGCAAGCAUUGGAAUAGUUUUGAACAGUUCAAGAUACAGUUCGAGACAGAUCACGAUAUUGAUAGCAAAAUAAAAUUGGAGAUUGAGAAUGACAUGGCGGAGGAGGUCGACGGAGUCGCGGGAGACGAGUUUGAUCUAAACAUAACUCUGCCCGCUGACGAGAUUGAAUCAAUGCUUCAAUCUUGUUCGUACUACCGUCUCGCCAUCAAGGCGGCGGACGACAAGCGAAGCGAAUUACUGCGGAGACUCGCUUCCGUCAAUAACGAGUUAGCGGCGCGCUACAUGAACGACGGGCAGCAAAUAUACCAAAAAUACGUAGAAGAAAAAGAACAUAGGAGCACGACAGCCAAACUCUUACUGAGACAGUUCGCCGUGAUGUCAAAAAGAUCAGCUGAGUGUAUAGAAGAGGCCACGUCUAUAUUCGAGCAGGUCAAAGACGUGCCUAACUUAGCUUUGUUGUAUUGCAACAAGGCCAGGUAUAUGAGGUUUAAGGCCCACUGCGAUGUCGGCGGAUUGAACACAGACAAGCGGGUACUCUUCAGCCAAGCGGAUGAACUAUAUUCCACUGCCCUCAAACUGCUGGGGAACAGAGAAACCUGUGGGGCUCUCACCGUGUGGGAGCUCGUCUCCUGGGAGCUGUCCUGCCACCACUACACCAAAGCUGUGAUCAUGCAGGAGUGUCCCAGAGCCAUUGAAGUGAACGAGGUAGUCGACGCCUUCCGUCUCGCACUCAAACACUGCCAUCUAUCGUCAGGACCGCGACAAUACUUGUACCAGUUCAGAGCCGCCAUGAUCUAUCACCGUGUGGGGUCGCUAUACCACUCCCAAUACAGAAUAACAUCAGAAGACGGCCCCAAACGGCGAACGCUGUUCAACCAGGCCCGCUCGAACUACACGCAGGCGGCCAACAUGUUCGCGAGCUUGGAGGACGCGGCCAGCUUCCUCACCGCCGUCAUGGAGCACGUGGCGCUUCUGGAGGGGCAGGCGGCCAUGACACCUAACCUCAAAUUGAAGUCACUUCAGUCAGCCAUUCAACUUCUGAGACAGUGUCACUCCGUAAUGAAACUCAUCAAGGAAAGAGAUCCAGAAGACAAUCCGACGCCCAAAUCAUACGACGUCGACGACAAAUCUAUGAAAAGCGAAUCUAGUCUCCUCUCGUUAUAUGAGAACAGGCUAAAUUUUAUAUUAAAAAGUAUCAUACAAUAUUGCAGAUCAAAGUCUAACAAGGAUUAUGAGAAAAUGACUGAUGUUUACAAGAACUUGUAUUGUGCCAGUUUGAAGAUUGAGAAGGCUGAUGAUGUGAGGUUGUAUGCGAGUAGAAUAUGUGAUGUUUUGGAGGCCAUGAACGAGAUCAGUAAGGAGUUUGAAUAGCUUCUGAUGGGACUGAAAGAUGUGAAGUUGACGGUUAUGUAAUCUUUUUUACCCGACUGCAAAAAAAAUAUAUAUAUGAAAUACGGGAAUUUUUGUGCGUCGUAAAUAUGCAAGUGCAUUUUGUACUAUUUAUAUCGAAUUUUUGUGCUAUUUAAUUUUAAUAAUGACUGCAUAAAUAAUAUGCGUAUCUCAUUUGAAAAUGACAUGUCCGAAUGUCAUCUGUUACCAUUUAAGAAAGAGAAAAUGGAAUUUACACUGAAAAGAUUAAUUAAUAGGUAAAUUUGCUUAUUUAUAGAAUGGCAACUUUCUCCCUAUGAAUUGUGAUAAAAAAGGCCAUUUUAUAAAUAUAUAUAAAUAAAUAGAGCCUUUUUGUAGUAUCACAGAAUAGUACUUAAUAGUAGAAAUAAAUAGUAGAAACGUAAUGGUGACGCCAUUUUUUCUAAAUGUAAGUAAGAAUAAAGAUAUGUGUUAUCGCGAAUAUCACAUUUUGUAAAAUAAAAGAUGAUUGACUAUGUAUUUUAUGUGAUUUAUAUAAAUAUAGCAAAAUGAAUGACAAAUGUCAAUGCAGAGCUGGUAGCUAAUUAAAUAUAACUUUUAAAAGCCUUGACGUUGCGUCGGCAAGGAUGAUAUGAGAGGAAAUAAAAAUGAGGCUAAGACAAAAAAUAAAUCGCGAGUAAAACUUAAUCAAGGAAAAAGCUAAUAAACUUGGGAUUCC